AUGGCCGCCAGUCUUCAAGAAAUGUACCCCAAGAGAAAGUUGGAGUUGGAGGAUAUCACCAACAGACACAAGAAGGCGAAACAGGGCAAGGAGUACUUCCACCAACUGCAAAUGCAGCCACAGCCACUCCAAGAGAGACUGCCAUCUCCGUCGUCGCCUUCGUCUUCGUCCCUGCCUCCUCUGAAACAGAGGUCGAAGUCCGUGUCGUUUGAGCUCUCCAAGAACGAGCACUAUGAGAACCUGCCUCUUUUGACGCCCAAGGAAGACGACUUUGUUUCUGACACAGAGUACAACCAGCACCGCUCGGAGUCCUCCGAACAGCAGCUAGACAGAAACCCAGACUACGUUGCCUUGGGCGCCACGGCAGAUAUGCUACACAUGACGAAAGAGAAGAUUGAAGACGACUUGGCCGAGCUCCUCUCCCUCCGGAAGGCUGCCAAGGUCGAGUCCAAGCUGGCCUUGGUCGACUUUUACGUCCGUCUCAUCUGCAACGACAAGCUGCACAACUCCUCCUUCUCCAGCUUGCCUCAACAGCAUCGCAUCGUGUCAGCACCCCACAUCAACUGGGGCAAAUACCACAAGGGGUUGCAAAACGCCUCUAUAUCUCACGACUGUACGAACGAUUACGAAAAGGUGUUCAAAGGGUUGAAGAUGUUUCCAAAUUAG
Molecule: messenger RNA, 666 nt
Organism: Candidozyma auris
Lineage: Eukaryota; Fungi; Ascomycota; Pichiomycetes; Serinales; Metschnikowiaceae
Exons: 1
Coding region: 1-666 (221 amino acids)
Source: RefSeq, a predicted model, not a curated record